Cinara cedri is the source of this 532-nucleotide messenger RNA. The record is from the annotation of a GenBank genome assembly. NCBI's taxonomy places the organism in Eukaryota, Metazoa, Arthropoda, Insecta, Hemiptera, Aphididae.
UAAAAUUUCGAAUUGUAAUGAAAAUAAAGGAGUAUUUUCAUCAGAUGGAAAGGUUAUUAUAUAUUGUCUCGUAUGUAACGAAUCUGUGUCUAUUGAACAAAAAUGUCUAUUAGAUCAUCAUUCGGAAACAAGUAAGUUUUGCAUUUUAUGCUCAUACUACAUAUUAUUUCGAAUAUACAUGUAUAUUUUUUUUUUAGUUCAACACAUUAAUGCAUUACGAAGGAAUAAAGAAAAAAAAAAACAGCGUUUGAUUACUUCUCAACAUUCGAAUAGGAAAAAUUUAUUUUUUGAAGAUUUAUGUAAUGCAUUUGCCGCUGUUAAUAUUCCUUUGCAUAAGCUGGGAAAUCAUGUGUUAAAAUCAUUUUUGGAAAAAUAUACUGGCAAAUCAAUUCCGGACGAAAGAACUUUAAGAAAAAAUUACAUAUCAAAUAUUUAUAAAAACGUUAUGGACCAAAUAAUUAGUGAUAUUGGAAAUAAUUACGUUUACAUAACUGUUGACGAAAUAACCGAUCCAAGAGGUUUUUAUAAAUAA